AUGGCUCCUCUCAAUGUGUUGAUGGUCGGCACCGGCGAAUACACCACCGGCUUCGUCGGUGGUGGAAUGUCUGGCUCCGACAAGAAAGUCGGUGUCGUCGGGUUGACAUUGUUCGAUCUCCGGCGGAGAGGGAAGGUUGGCAAGCUGAGCAUGGUGGGCACCUCGGGGAACAAGUUUCCGGCCAUUCGCGACCAUCUGCACAAGAACAUCACCCAGGCCUACAAUGGCCUAGACACCUCGUUCGACUCUUUCCCGGCCGACGACAAGCGCGAUCCCGACGCGUACAAGGCCGCCAUUGACGCUCUCUCCCCCGGCGACGCCAUCACCAUCUUCACUCCCGACACCACACACUACCCCAUCGCCCUGUACGCCAUUCAGCGCAAGAUCCAUGUUCUGGUGACGAAGCCCGCUGUGCAACUCCUGGAGCACCACCAGGCGCUGCUGGAGGAAGCGAGGAAGAAUGGCGUCUUUGUUUUCGUCGAGCACCACAAGCGCUUCGAUCCUGCCUAUGCCGAUGCGCGCUUCAGGGCUCAGAAGCUGGGCGACUUCAACUACUUCUACAGUUACAUGUCGCAGCCCAAGUCUCAGCUCGAGACUUUCAAGGCGUGGGCUGGCAAGGAUAGCGACAUUUCUUACUACCUGAACUCGCACCACAUCGACAUCAACGAGUCCAUGGUGCCCGACUUCAAGCCCGUGCGCGUGACUGCCAGCGGUGCUAAGGGCAUUGCCACCGACCUCGGCUGUGUUGAGCAGACCGAAGAUACCAUUACCUUGUUGGUCGACUGGGUGAAGAAGACCGACCCUUCGAAGAGAGCAACCGGUGUCUACACUGCCAGCUGGACAGCACCACAGAAGGCUGGCGUCCACAGCAACCAGUACUUCCACUAUAUGGCAGCUAAGGGCGAGGUCAGAGUAAACCAGGCCAAGAGAGGGUAUGACGUCACUGAGGAUGAGGCGGGCCUGGUGUGGUUCAACCCAUUCUACAUGAAGUAUGCGCCGGACGAGGAAGGAAACUUCAACGGUCAGACCGGAUAUGGAUACAUUUCGUUUGAGAAGUUCGUGGAUGCAGUCACAGCCCUGAAGGAGGGCAGGGUGACUUUGGACGACCUCGAUAAGCGCGGUCUGCCUACCCUGAAGAACACGAUUGCUACUGGCGCCAUUCUUGAAGCUGGCCGGAGAUCGUUGGACGAGAAGAGACCGAUCGAUAUUGUUGAGGAAAACGGGUGGGCCGACGAACAAUUCGACAACCAUGCACAGUACUACCUUGACCAGGAAGAUGACGACGGCAGGCUUAACUACAUACUAUCAUGGAAUCGCAUGCGCUCGCCUCUGGAGCUACAGCGCAGACUUAGGAUAUGGCUCAAAGAUCGAUACAUAUUUUACUCCCACUAUUUCGGCGGCGCCAAGUAUCUCGCAGAAGAGGUCCUCAAAGUUCUGGUUCAAGCGCGUGACGGCGUUGCUACGAAAGAUGAUGCCAGACUGGCAAUCCACCAUGCCCUUGACAUGAAUAAGGCGAGAAAUAUUGCACUCAGGUGUGAACACAACCGUCUAAACAGAGAUGCCGAAUUCCUCGUCCAGUCCCUCAUUGAACAAAGUGUCUACCCAUACAGCGAGGAGGACGUAUUGGAUGCUCUCCAUAAUGCCCAUGAUUCAUUGGACUGCACAUUCGAAGUGCAGAUCGCUGUUGCUCUGCAGCUCGUCGAUGGCUCUACGGACUACGAAACUACAUUGGUCAACCAAUACCGACUCAUCGCGCAGUACGAUCCGGUCGAAUCGAUAACCGCGGCGGAGAGCAUGUGGGUCGACCUGUUAGGUGAGGUUCACAACGAUGAUUCGCUGCAGACGUGGCGGACAUGGGCGGCGAUUGUAGCAUCAUCCGCAAUACGGAUGAAGGAUCGCUACGAUAUCAGCACUGAGGAUGAUAGCGAAAGCCUGAAGAAAGAGGGCUCGAUCAGCCGGGGUUCAGAUGAGUCGAUGAAGGACAGCCGAGAUUCCAAUGGAGAAAAAAGCCAGUCGAGUCUGCACGACGACGGAACCGAUACCGAUUCCAGUGAAUGGGAGAUGUCUUACGCCGACCCUAGCCAUAAAUACGAGAAUAGGCCGCCGCCAUCUCUCAGCGAUAGAGGUAUCGAUGAGUGGCGCGAGGAGUACAGCGACCUUAGGCGGUGGACGAGGAAGAAGAUGUUGCCUACUAUCCCGGAAAACGAAGAGCUCUGCAUAAUAAACGAAGGGUCCAUGUUACGUGCAGGAAAAAGUCUACAAGAGAACAGGCAUCCGGAGGAACAUGAAUUGGCUCACGUACAGGGACUGGGCAGUUCGCAAGGGCAGCCCGUUUCUUCCUCGACGGUUUCAGGUUCGUUCUCCUUCGACAAACGUUUCGAGUUUGUGUAG
This is a messenger RNA of Lasiodiplodia theobromae, 2391 nucleotides long. RefSeq names its product D-galacturonic acid reductase. The transcript is spliced from 6 exons. NCBI's taxonomy places the organism in Eukaryota, Fungi, Ascomycota, Dothideomycetes, Botryosphaeriales, Botryosphaeriaceae. The record is from RefSeq and is a predicted model, not a curated record. Gene Ontology annotation, molecular function: nucleotide binding; oxidoreductase activity. Gene Ontology annotation, cellular component: cytoplasm. Gene Ontology annotation, biological process: NADPH regeneration. The coding region runs from base 1 to 2391 and encodes 796 amino acids.